CUCCGAGCCCAACAACAAUACCUUCAACAGUCUCUCUACUAGCCUGCUGGUCGGGACUUACAAGGAAUAUAUCACUAAGACGAGAACUUCUUGAAGUGUUUGCAUUUAUUUGAGAAGUUCAGCAACCAAGAAAAUGAUGAAGACAAUGGUACUCGCGGUUGCCGUGUUGGCUCUGUGCCUCAUUGUAGCGGAAGCCAGGCCGCCGCGAAAGGGAAAAGGAGGUGGCGGCCGCCGUCCCAGGCCCCUGAUGCGCCAGGCGAAGUUCUGUAAAGGACUCGUGAACGGAAACAUCACCAACGAUGACGCCACAUUCGACGCCGUUUUCACAGAUGUGACCUCAGUGUGUGGCGAUUUGCUCCAAUUUCUGGAAGACAACAAGCCAGUGGAUGAAUCUGAGCGUACCAAGCGCCGUGCUGGAGGACGUGGAGGUAAAGGACCUCGUGGCCCCAGGGUAGGAGACGACACUGAGGGAGGCGAGGGCGAGGGCGAGCGCGAGGAACCGACAUCUGUAGAGAAACUGCUAAACUUCUGUGAUGGAGUCGAGAAAUUCGAGCCCACGGAUAAUGCACCUGAGGGACUUCAAGAGAUUUUGGACGAAUUCCAAACACCAUGCGAUACAGCGAGAAAUCUUGCUGGGGAGGAUGAUGGAGCCGAGGAUGAGGCCUAAACUGAGACUGCCAAGGAUGGAAAUGUGCAAUGUGUUAGCGUAUUAAAUGAUAUUCCGUCAGUUCGUUAACAAACUGUCAAAUAAUCCAGGGUAGUUUCAUCACGGAUUCAAAACGAAGUUUAGACAAAUUGACUCAAUAAUCACUCAUGAUAUUCCCAGACGAUCUUUACUUAAACAAACUGACAAAGUGUCCCUUUAUUGUGCCUCACGGUGCCUUGUUUAACCUUAGUUUCUGUUUAAUAGUUAUAUAUGCGGAGCUUCUGACAUUUAUGUUAAAAAUGUUGUUACGUGAAAUAUUCGUUCAUUGUUAAAAUGUGAAAAUGUUAUUCCAUACUGACAGGCGUUUGCACAUUACAUUGUAUUGAUAUUGAAAUAAAAUGCAUGAAAAUCGC
Mya arenaria is the source of this 1059-nucleotide messenger RNA. RefSeq lists its product as uncharacterized. NCBI's taxonomy places the organism in Eukaryota, Metazoa, Mollusca, Bivalvia, Myida, Myidae. The coding region runs from base 134 to 667 and encodes 177 amino acids. The record is from RefSeq and is a predicted model, not a curated record. The transcript is spliced from 5 exons.